This is a messenger RNA of Auxenochlorella protothecoides, 738 nucleotides long. Its product is annotated as Mitochondrial folate transporter/carrier. NCBI's taxonomy places the organism in Eukaryota, Viridiplantae, Chlorophyta, Trebouxiophyceae, Chlorellales, Chlorellaceae. Gene Ontology annotation, biological process: folate import into mitochondrion; nucleotide transport. The transcript has 5 exons. Bases 1 to 738 code for a protein of 245 amino acids. The record is from RefSeq and is a predicted model, not a curated record. Gene Ontology annotation, molecular function: folic acid transmembrane transporter activity; FAD transmembrane transporter activity.
AUGUGCCUGCCGCAUGCAGUUCAGGAUGGCAUCAAGGGCACCCUGCCGUUGUACCGGGGCACGCUCGAUGCAGCAAGGAGCAUCGUCCGGCAGGAGGGCUACCAGGCCCUGUAUGCAGGCCUGGCGCCUGCAGUCCUGGGUGCGGGCGUGGCCUGGGGGGUAUACUUCUUCACCUACAACCGCGCCAAGGAGCGAUACAGGGCCUGGCAGGGCAGCAGCGGCAAGCUCCCUGCCCAUCUGCAUCUCGCCAGCGCCGCCGAGGCAGGAACCCUGGUGUGCUUUGUCACCAACCCCCUGUGGGUCGCCAAGACCCGAUUGCAGCUGCAGCAGCGCCAGGUCCUGGCGGCCAGCAGCGCUGCAACAGCCGCGGCCGCUGCAGCCCCCUACAGGGGCCUGGUGGACUGCCUGGUCAAGAUCGGCAGGCAGGAGGGCAUCCGGGGCCUGUACAAGGGCCUCGUCCCAUCCCUCUUCCUCGUCUCCCAUGGCGCCAUCCAGUUUGCGGUCAUCAGGUCCCGGCUGCAGCAGCGCGUGGACCCCAGCCGCAGCGUGCGUUACGUGGGCGUGGCGCAUGCCCUGCGCCUGACCCUGCGCCGUGAGGGACUGGCCGGACUGUACCGCGGCCUGGCGCCCAAUGUACUGCGUGUCAUGCCCCAGUCCGCCAUCACCUUUGUGGUGUACGAGUCCAUCAUGAAGUGGCUGCAGCCCCCGCCGCGCCAGGGGUCGUCACGCCCUAGCUGA